Messenger RNA from Caenorhabditis sp. 36 PRJEB53466, 1854 nucleotides. The record is from the annotation of a GenBank genome assembly. Lineage: Eukaryota; Metazoa; Nematoda; Chromadorea; Rhabditida; Rhabditidae.
AUGAACUGGGCAGCUCGUGGCGCACUGGCCACUAGACUCGGCAAUAAAAUAUGGUUUACAAAGAAAAGCGGAGAAGAGCCCGAAGAGCCGAAGAAGGAGGAAGUGUGAGUGGAAACGGAAGAGUCCCACGGGUUAUGAUCCUUUCGUUUUAGCAUCGUCCGAUCGAUGGAGGAAGACGCUAAAGAUGAGGAUGGCUGGUGGGCGGAGCUGAAAGAAUUCUGCGGAGCCCACGCCAUCGAGGUGAAUCUUACCUUUUCACCUUUCCCUUACCUUUUCAUAUUUUCAUUCAACAAAAGGUUUUCAGUGCUCGGCGUUCGCACUAUUCCUGUUCUUCUGCAUAUUUUGCGUCUUCAAUGCUUUCGGUAAGUCGCCACACCACUUCCCUUCCGUUUUUACAUUUCGGAGCAGUUUUCUCAUUUUCAGGAUUCAUCGGCUCAAACGAUUUGUCUCUUCGCUCGGAACACUACAAACAAUUCGUCGCCAACCUCUGCCAGUUUCCUGAAAAUCGUGAUUUGAAAGGAUCGGAGGGACAGACCACCCAUCCGAAUGCCACGUUGAUAUCCCUUCUUGCCGUGGUACGGCAUGGAGAUCGGUACGAAGUGCAGAAAGAGAAUACGACGGGGUGUCAGGAGCUGAACGAGCAAGAGAGCCAGGAGUUUGAGCAGUACCUGACGGCAGCGAAAAGAAUUGAUCUGACGAAGAUAUUGUCAAUGACACCAGAGUUGGAGAAACUGCAGAAACUGCCAGACAGAGAAGUUUGUGAAGCCAAGGCACUGACCCCGAGGGGAGCAAUCCAAGAGUUCGCACUGGGAAAGUACCUGUUUGAAAAGUACAAAAACACGAAACUAUUCAGUGAGUUAUCAUGCUCGGCUUUUUCCUUUCAUACCGUACCUUCCAGACACUUCACAAAGCGCCAUAAACAUCUCAAUAAUUGCGACCCAAAUGCAAAGGACAGUGGCUUCUGGAGUAGCUCUUCUGGGCGGAAUUCUCGAUCAGAACGGGACAAAGUUCACGACGCCGAUCACUUUCAAAUCGGGACUCGUGGGAUGCACUGAUGCGGAGUGCGAUUGCGAUGAGAACUUUGGAAUCAUGUACGAUUUGGUUGGAAAGGUCUGUAAAUAUAUUUCCCAAAUGGCAGAAAUUGGGGAUUGUAGGAAAGAGAAGGACUGUUUCGGUUGGAAGCGAGCAGUCAUUUGAGAAGAUUGGCCGAAGCGAUAGUGGAAAACAACACGAUCGGAAUGGAAGAACCGUCGGUGGAUCCGAACCAAAUACUCGAUUACCUGGUGGCCGGCCUCGUCUGCCAACGGGAACCGCUCCCGUGUCCGGACGAAAGACACUGUGUCUCUUACCCUUUCAUCGGAGAAGUGAGCCAUCGUUCAACGGUUUUAUCGAUUGUCUGACCUUUUGCAGUUGAUUGAGUAUUCUGUCAAAUUGAGCAAGAACAUGUUCGAGUUGGACAUGGGAAUCGAGAAACAGUACAGAGUGAUCACUGCUUUUCCGAUCUUGAGAAGUUUGGCGUUGAUGGUGGAGAGGAACGAGAAAGAAGUGCAGCUGUUCUCAUCUCACGAUCACGUCAUCGUCUCGGUCCUUCGCGUUCUGACUCUCUCGGGCAAUUACAGCGAAUUCCAAGUCUACACCGCCCGUCUCGUCUUCGAGAUUUACGAGACCACCGACGGAUCCCGGCUGUUCCGUGUGCUUUACAAUGGAGAAGACGCCACGUCUUCUGUGAAGUUCUGUGAGCAACUGGAGUACGGAUUGUGCUCGGUUGCUCAGCUGCAGAAGUUCAUUGCCAAGGACAUCUUCGGGAUCGCUGGAUUCAAGAGCUUCAAUGAUACCUGUUACUCCAACUUCUAA